CUUCUUAGCAGGUUGCUGCAUCUGGUGUCAGCAAUAGUUGAACCUUUAACCGCGCCUGACUUGUUGACCCUAGGACCUAAACGUUUGCCAUUGCCAUGCCGAAGAGAUAUCAAUGGGAAUGAGACUUGCAGUGACCAUAUAUUCCUGUUGGCAUUAGCGCGGCUUAGCACUUACCUUGUUAAGUAGGCAGGCGACUGCCGGGCCCGAAUAGAAUGUUGGCGGAACAAGCACUGGUUGCUUCAGUGCAUGACAGCCUGGGCCUGUUUCUAUACGACAAUGCAAAGUUCUUAGGAGAGCGGUUGGUAGCGCUGAACAACAGCGAGCCCAACCAGCAACUUUUAGCAACAUGCUACCUUCAUUGCAAUCAGGCCUAUAGGGCUUACCACCUGCUUAAAGGCCACAACUCCCAGCGCAGUCGCUACUUGCUCGCUGUGUGUUGCCUUAGCAUGUCGCGUUACCCCGAGGCGAAGGACGCGUUGCUGAAAAUGGGAGAGGCGGAGAUCCCCUACGGCCCCGCGGGUCUGUACCUGCUGGGCAAGGUGUGCCGGCUGACCAACUGCAUGAGCGAGGCCAAGGACUAUUACUUCCGCGCGCUCCGACUGAACCCGCUGCUGUGGUGCGCGUACGAGGAGCUGUGCGCAGUGGGGGGCGAUGAGGAGGCGGCCGAGGUGUGCAGCCUGGCUCAGCUGCCCCCCCGGGGCGCCGCGGAGGCCGGCUCCAGCCCCUCCACCUCCAGCAGGGUGGGAUCCGCCCCGGCCCAGCACACCCCACACCCACACCAGCAUCCCCACCAGCAGCAUGCCCACCCCCACCCCCAGCAGCACCCCCAGCAGCAGCAAGGUCGGGGUCAGGGACACGGGCAGCAG
Molecule: messenger RNA, 866 nt
Organism: Astrephomene gubernaculifera
Lineage: Eukaryota; Viridiplantae; Chlorophyta; Chlorophyceae; Chlamydomonadales; Astrephomenaceae
Source: the annotation of a GenBank genome assembly